UCCGUCCCCGCCUGGCAGCAGGAGCCCGGGCUGGGGGACGCUGCCUGCGGCUGAGGGCAGCGCCGCGCCGCCCGCCCCGCCACCCCGGCCCCCGAGCCUUUCGCCAGCCCCCCCGCCACCUUCUCCGCGCCCCAAAAUGCAGCGCCGCCUCUGCGCCCUGCUCCUGCUGGCGUCCCACUGCAUGGGCUCGGCCGCCGGGAUCUUCCCCUUCGGGGAGCCCGACUUCUCCUACAAGCGCUCCAACUGCAAGCCCAUCCCCGCCCCGAUGCUGCUGUGCCGGGGCAUCGAGUACCAGAGCAUGCGGCUACCCAACCUCCUGGGGCAUGAGACGGUGCAGGAGGUGCUGGAGCAGGCCUCCACCUGGAUCCCGCUGGUGCAGAAGCAGUGCCACCCCGACACUAGGAAGUUCCUGUGCUCCCUCUUUGCCCCCGUCUGCAUCGACGACCUGGACGAGAUCAUUCAGCCCUGCCACUCGCUUUGCGAGGAAGUGAAGGAGAGCUGCGCCCCAGUGAUGUCCGCCUUCGGGUUCCCCUGGCCCGACAUGCUGGACUGCAGCCGCUUCCCCAAGGACAACGAUCUCUGCAUCCCGCUGGCCAGCAGCGACCACAUCCUCCCCGUCACCAGGGAAGCACCCAAGGUCUGUGAUGCCUGCAAAAACAAAAAUGAAGAUGAUAAUGACAUCGUGGAAAACCUCUGCAAAAACGACUUUGCCUUGAAGAUAAAAGUGAAGGAGAUUGCCUACAUCAAUGGGGAUACCAAGAUCACCCCCGAAACAAAGAGCAAAACCAUCUACAAGCUGAAUGGGCUGACAGAAAGGGAUCUGAGGAAGAUAGUGCUCUGGCUCAAAGGUGGCCUCCAGUGUACCUGCGAUGAGAUGAACGACAUCAACGUCCCCUACUUGGUGAUGGGGCAGAAGCAAGCUGGAGAACUAGUGAUCACCUCGCUGAAGCGGUGGCAGAAAGGGCAGCGGGCUUUCAAGCGGUUCUCCCGCAGCAUCCGCAAACUACAGUGUUAGUGGCUUAACCUCUGGCUGUCUCCAGCAGCCACCUCUGUCCCAAGCUCUCUGGGCCCCCCGCACCUUCCUGCUUUGGCUCCUCUGAGCCUCGAGAUGCUGUUGGGCACAAGACACAGUGACCGCUCUCCGAGAGGGGAGGAACCCCUCCGUUUUUGUACAUAAGUUAAAAUGUAAUAAUAAUAAAAAUAAUUAAAAAAAAGACUAUUUUUGGGAAGUAUUACAGUCUCUUGCUUAAAGCUUGCGGUUUUUAUGGUUUUUCUGAGGGUUUUCUCUCUUCAUUUUGGUAAUGCUGGUUCAUUUAUAUUGCAGCUUCUCUGUAUAUGUGCAUGUUUGUUUUGCAAAAGUAGGAGAUGCAGAGAAAGACAGCCACAUGUGUGACUGGCCUGUCACAGUGGGUGCGACUCUUUCACUGAGGUGAAAUGGCUUGCCGUCUAUAUUAACUCUAUAAAGGUCACAUUACGACUCUUGCAUGCAAUACAUAGGCACCCGUAAGAGUAUAUUAACCGUUCUCACAUUUUAUUUUCCACAAGUCUGAGCCCUUCUUUCUCAGAAAAGAAGAACAAGUUUUGGAGCUGGUGGAUCUGAAUGCAACUUUUUUAUUGUUAUUAUUAUUUUGCAAAUUAAACCAUCUGUAGCCUGACUGUAAUAUACCUAGUGGUUAACCCGAAAGAGUUGUAAAAUAUUGCUUUAAUUAACCUUGUAAAUACUCCAGAUGAAUGUUAUAUUCUUGUAUAUAAACUUUACAUCACAGUUUACUCAUUGUCUCUGUAUUCACUUCAGUCCAUUUUUGGAGAACUGGGAGAAAGCUGUCCAACUGGACUUUGACAUAGCAAAGCAGAAUUUGGCAUUCCACCCACAGUAAUUGGUAGAAAAGCACAAGGAAGCCUCUAGCGCUGCAAUCAGAAUAAACAUAGUGGACCUCAUUUCCCUGAAGAUGAAUCAUGAGACACAGGACUGAGGUUCAGUCCACUCAUUUUAAUAUGUGUCUGUUGAGCUCUUUGAGAAGAGGCUUCUUUUCUGUGGCUCCUUUGUUCAACCACCUGCAUUUUCAUCUCGCCUUCUCAGAGGACUCUGCUAAUGUGGGAUUGCAACGAGACCACUUUCUUAAAAAUCAAAUCCGUUUUUUCCAUUUCUUAAAAAAGACAUUUUAAGGAGUGUAAAAGCAGACAGAAAAAUGUUGUUUGCAACUUGCAAUUCAGAAUAAUGGUAGAGCAAGGCUUUUUUUUUUGUGUAUGUACACUCACUAUUCUUACUGAGAAAGAAAAUAAAACCUACCUA
This is a messenger RNA of Chiroxiphia lanceolata (lance-tailed manakin), 2293 nucleotides long. It is a transcript of the gene SFRP2, whose product is annotated as secreted frizzled related protein 2. Bases 137 to 1015 code for a protein of 292 amino acids. Gene Ontology annotation, molecular function: Wnt-protein binding. Lineage: Eukaryota; Metazoa; Chordata; Aves; Passeriformes; Pipridae. The transcript is spliced from 3 exons. Gene Ontology annotation, biological process: negative regulation of canonical Wnt signaling pathway; canonical Wnt signaling pathway; non-canonical Wnt signaling pathway. The record is from RefSeq and is a predicted model, not a curated record.